Molecule: messenger RNA, 489 nt
Organism: Gilbertella persicaria
Lineage: Eukaryota; Fungi; Mucoromycota; Mucoromycetes; Mucorales; Choanephoraceae
Exons: 4
Source: RefSeq, a predicted model, not a curated record
UAUGUCCGCCAACGAGCUCAUUAUAUCUAUUAAUUGCUUGUUCUACGCAGAUGAUAUUGUACUGAUUGCCACCAAGAAAACUCUUCAACCUCUUCUCGACCAAUGUGCUGAACAUAGCCUGACACUGGGGUAUUGAUGGAACCCUCGGAGUUCCUUUCAAGGCAGAAGGCCUCUUUAGCCCUAAAGACCUAGUGAAAACAAGUGCUGCUAAACUUCGUGUCACAAUGGCUAUGCUAGCUUCAAUUGGCGCCAACAACCAUGGCUUCUCUAAGCAGCUCUCCUGUCGGCUAUAUCGGCAAGUGGUCCGCCCACAAAUGGAAUAUGGACUGGCAAUUAUGCUUUUGACAAAUACCCAGACUAAAACCAUUUUCGGCGGAUCUAAAACUGCAUCAACAAAGGUGAUGAGAUAUCUACUGAAUUUGCCCACAAUGCGUGAACGAAGUGAAAUCCUUCAAGCAAAAUUUCUUACCGCUUCGCACUGGCACAAAC